AUGCUCCUGGCUUGCUGGUUGGGCACUGCGCUGCUGCUCUUGCCAGCCACGACGGCAGCCGCUGGCGCUGCGCUGCGGCUCGAGGGGGAUCCCGUGAGCGCUGCCUGCUCUUCCCCGGGCGGCUGCGACUCCCCCGAGAGCGACCGCAAGGCUCCCUGCAGCGGCGACGACGAAAAGGACUGCGUGGCCCGCGCGUCGGGCGAGCCAUGCGGCGUCUACACGCCGGGCUGCGCCCCGGGCUUGCGCUGCGUCCCUCGGCCUGGCGAGCGCGCCCCGUUGCACGCUCUGCUGCGCGGGAAGGGGGUUUGCUCGGCAGGGGCAACCCUGAAGGGCGGCGGCAGAAACCAGACGGAGGCGGAACCUACGGCAGAGGAUGACUGGAAGGAGAAUCACCGACUGGGCCAGUCCACUCCAGAGCCUUUCCCCUUGCAAGAGGUCACUGUUGGCAAAGUCCAGCUCCAUCAGCUCUCCCUGAGCAGUGAUGCCAAACAGGAACUUGAUACGGCCCCUUGCCGCAUGCAUUUGGCGACCAUCUUGCAGGAGCUGAAGGCCCCACUCUACCUGAAUGGGGAAGACAUCUUCAUUCCCAAUUGCGACACCAGGGGCUUCUACAGACGGAAGCAGUGUCGGACAUCCAAAGGGCAGAAGAGAGGCCAAUGCUGGUGUGUGGAUAAGAGGGGCCAUCGGUUGGAGGAGCUGGACAAAACCCCCCUUUGCCUGCUUGGAAACAGUGACUGAGUGGGGUUGCGGGGUACGCAGCACUUCAGCAGCAGAGAUUCGAUUAAGAGGAAUCUCCCUACUAGAAUGGUCACAGAAGUGUUUGCUUUUAACUUAUUGUGUGGCUGCUGCCUGCAUUCCCUGGUGUAACCUUGGAGCAGCUGUUGUGUUUGAUGACAACCCACAGAAGGGUGGAGCCGCCUGGAGGGGCUGCUUCAGGGCAACAGCAGACAAGACAGGAAGCUUUUAACUCCACGACUGAAGAUGCUUUGUUGAAUAAGCUAUCGAUGACUGCACUGGCACCUUAACCAACUCUAUUUGAUAGAUGUGGCAUGUAUCACAGGUGCUAAACCAGAAGGGGGACAUGAGUUGCCAGAUACUGGGCUUGGGAUGGGUGUGCAUACAGUUCUCAAGAGUGCUUGGAAGGUAGUACAAAGUUUCAGCUAGUGUCGACCAGACUAAGCCAAGGUGGAUGUGGCUAGGAAGAACUGGAAAAGUUAUGUGAUGAAAGGAGGAGCCUUUGUGAAAAGGAUGAAGUAGGCGACAGUGGAGAGCCCAACAGGGCACGGAACAGGUCUUCAUUCUGUUGUCAAUACCUACAGUCAGAACAAGAUGGUGGGAAGAAUAGUGGAUGCACUUUGGGUCGACACUCAUGAAGAACCCCUUCAUACCAAAACCUGCCUUUUUCUCAAUUUCACCUCCAAGUUGCUUAAUGACCUCCACACAAGCAGAAAACAGGGAGGGCUACCUGUGCAUGGUAGGAAUGGCUGAUGGGAAGGUCUGAGGCUGCCUUCCAUACCAAGGAGCAGUGUAUGAUGGAUCUUUCCCUAUUCUCUACAAGGGUCUUUAACUUGUGCAUUUGGAGAGGAUGAAUUUGGCUGCUGUAUGUUUCACUCAAUGGCUACAAUAAAUCUGGUAACUAUUAG
Messenger RNA from Varanus komodoensis (Komodo dragon), 1643 nucleotides. It is a transcript of the gene IGFBP6, whose product is annotated as insulin like growth factor binding protein 6. Gene Ontology annotation, molecular function: insulin-like growth factor I binding; fibronectin binding; insulin-like growth factor II binding. The coding region runs from base 1 to 738 and encodes 245 amino acids. NCBI's taxonomy places the organism in Eukaryota, Metazoa, Chordata, Lepidosauria, Squamata, Varanidae. Gene Ontology annotation, cellular component: extracellular region. The transcript has 4 exons. The record is from RefSeq and is a predicted model, not a curated record. Gene Ontology annotation, biological process: regulation of insulin-like growth factor receptor signaling pathway.